Paramecium octaurelia is the source of this 822-nucleotide messenger RNA. NCBI's taxonomy places the organism in Eukaryota, Ciliophora, Oligohymenophorea, Peniculida, Parameciidae. The record is from the annotation of a GenBank genome assembly.
AUGAAAAAUCUUAUUGUAUCUGGUAGUAGUGAUAAGAAAAUUAAAUUCUGGUAGAAGGAGAAUCAAUGGGCGUUUUCAUAGACAAUCACUGAUCUUAAUUCAACUGUAUAUGCAUUAAGUUUGAAUGAAUCAUAAAAUAAAUUGAUUUCUUGUGUUUGGGAUUAUUUAAUAAUGGUAAUGGAAUAAUCAGAAUAGAAUAAAUAUUGGACUGUAAUAUAAAAGAUUGCUGUUAAGAUAAAAGGAUGUCGAUUAUGCUUUAUAGAUAAUAAUACAUUCGCAUUCUAACCAUUUGAGAAAGAGUAUGUGCAUAUUUAUGAGAUGAGUAAUACUAAUAAAUAGUUUACCAAGACAAAAGAUAUUCCUGUAGAAGGUGGUUAGGAUUAUAACUUCUUUCCCUAAUAAUUUAUAAAAUCAAAAUGCAUGCUAGUAAAUAAGAAUGGUUCCAAUGUGAGUUUAAUAAGGAUCAAAUCAAAUUUUGAGUUUAUAAUCCAGUAAUCUAUUGACUUUAGAACUCAUUUCGCAUUUGGAUAUAUGACUGAUGAUGGGUAGUAUUUGGUGACUUGGGAUGAUAAUUCAAAAGAAUUAGAUCAGAUAAUAUUAAGAAUUAUGAGCUAAAUGUUUAUUUAAUAUCUAUCAUAUAUUUGUUUUAAAUUCCUAACUUAGCACUAAAUUUCAAAUAGAUGUAAAGAUUGUAAUAAUUACCUACCUGGUUACAAUAAUCAUUUUUUUAUGUUUCUAAAUUUAAUUACUUUCAUAAUAAAUUGUAUGAUAUAAUAGUAAUUAUUUAUUAAUUAAUUAUUCAAAAAGACAAUGGUUUUUUGA